Messenger RNA from Candoia aspera, 1868 nucleotides. It is a transcript of the gene SERTAD1, whose product is annotated as SERTA domain containing 1. Gene Ontology annotation, cellular component: nucleus. The record is from RefSeq and is a predicted model, not a curated record. Bases 161 to 817 code for a protein of 218 amino acids. Gene Ontology annotation, molecular function: transcription regulator activity. The transcript is spliced from 2 exons. NCBI's taxonomy places the organism in Eukaryota, Metazoa, Chordata, Lepidosauria, Squamata, Candoiidae.
CUCCGCCCAUACCGGGCGCCCGGAGCGUCCUCCACUCGCCGAACCGGAGAGAUUCGCCCGGAGGGCCGAGGGAGGUAUGUUGGCUGCCGAUUGGCUGCGCGCCGGCUUCCCGAUCCCGCUGAUUGGCCUCUGAGGAGCAGGAAAUCGGCUGAGGAGAGGCAUGAAGCGAAAGCGGAGUGAGGAGGCGGCUGAACCGGCUGCAGCCACACCAUGCGGCUCUCUCUUUCGCCUGUCUGUCUCCAAGCUUCACCGAAGCCUACAGCAUGGUGAGCCCAGCCUCCGGCACCUGGUGCUGGUGGCCAACACUCUCCGCCGCUUCCAGGGUGAGGUGCAGCCCGUACCUGCCCCUGUUCUCCAGGCCACCUUGGGCCAGGAGGACCCUUCUCCUGAGGGCAGCUCCAUCUCCCUGCCCAGCGCCCUGGUCUGCGCCCUGUCAGAGCCCAGCUGGACGCCGCUGUCACCGCCUUCCCUCUCCCCGCGCGUGGACGGGCUCCUCCUCUCCAGCGUAGACUCAUCUGCCUUCCCCACCUUUUUGGACAACUCAAGCGACAUUACGCAGCCCAGAGGGCCCCAGCUGUGUUUGUUCGGCCCUGAGGCUGGUACCCUGGAGCUUCCGAGCCCUGGUGGCUACCUUCCGGAAGAUGGCCUGGAGGGCGUCUUUGAAGGUAUUGACACCUCCACGUACGACUGCGAUCUGUGGCUGCCCACCAGCCUCCCCAACUUCAAAGAGGCCUUCUGCUCACCGGGAGAGCAGAGGCCAGAUCUGGCAGGCCUUGGCAGUCUCAUGGAUGUACUUGUGGGGGUACAGGAGCUAUGAGGGCACUGAUCAAAGUAAAUUGUAGUCCCAGUGUGGAAAUGGGGGUUGACAGUCCCAGAGAAGGAGCCGUUGCCAUAGAGAACAAAGUGUCCAUGACAUCUUCUAUAGAACUGUUUCCGAACUCCUCACGUGGCUACCUCUUUGGAAACUUUCUCAAAAGAAAACUGACCAGCUUGAAAUAGGUUGGAUCCUAUACUUGCCGUCUUCAGGUUCAGUAACGAUCUAGGACAAACAGUUGUCUGCUGUGGCAAAGCUCUGCAAUGGCUUUUUAGAAACUGUUCUGGAGUUCUGCUGGGAUCUUUUUACUUGUGCAAAGGGCUAGAUUUGUCUGGGUUGGAGGGCAGGGAUCUUCUGGAAUGGCUGGGAUAUGCUAGGCCUUUGAGUCUUAAGACCAGAUGCCAGCUUUUGAGAGAGAGCACCCACCUGGUUGGCCCCUCAUCUCCUCUGGAAUGGUACACCUGUGUUCUCCCUCCCCCAGUGAACCCUUCUGAGCUGCCUAGGCGAGGGGCGUUCACUGGGCUGGGCCUCUUUAUGCGAGUAGACAGGAACUGCUCCUGGGGGUUGGGCAGUCAGCUGCGGUGAGACUGAGAAGGUAAUUUAUUAUAUGAGCAUCAAGUACUAGAAAAGAUGAAAACGCAGCAUCCUGUUAAAUUGCCUUGAAAGGAUUCAACUCUAUGUUGGAAUUGAAUGUAUUCUGUCUGUCCAAGAGCCAGGGAUGGAAAGGUCCAUGCAGACUGCAAAUUCUGAAUCGGUUUGGGGCUGAUUUAAGGUUAAGAAUGUAGAACUAUAUUGGAUUGGACCAAAGGGGCCCAUCCAGUCCAACAUUUUUUCUUCCACAGUGACAAGCCAACUAUGAAUGCAGAAAGCAUGCUCUGGUUUCUGCUAUCCUCUGGCUGAUAGUCCUGCUGCUCAUGGAGAUUCCAAGUUGCUUCUUUUCCAAAAAUUGGUGUUAUAAAUCCACCUUUAAAUUGUCUAAGCAAUGGCUGUUCUCAACCCUUGCAGUGGAAUUCAUGGUUGUUGGAUUUGAACAAUACAUUAAACCAUGUUCUGG